Messenger RNA from Scheffersomyces coipomensis, 1562 nucleotides. RefSeq lists its product as uncharacterized. Lineage: Eukaryota; Fungi; Ascomycota; Pichiomycetes; Serinales; Debaryomycetaceae. The coding region runs from base 136 to 1440 and encodes 434 amino acids. Gene Ontology annotation, cellular component: cytoplasm. The record is from RefSeq and is a predicted model, not a curated record. The transcript has a single exon.
GAGAGGCAUACAAGCAGAGAGCCAGAUAACCCUGCGGAUACAGUAUGAAAAAAUCGUUUUUUUUUAUUAUUUAUUAUGGGAUCAUUAUAUAUAUAUAUAUAUAUAUUGAUAAGACUUUAACGAAUUAGAUUAGGAAUGGCUGAUGACGAUAUCCCUGAUUUGGUUGAAGAUUUGUCUUCAACAGAUAUAACUAAUUUAUCUAAAUAUACUCAAAUACCCACUUCCAAUCCAUCAUCAUUACUUAAUAAUGGCAAUCUAAAAGUGAAUGAUGACAAACAGCAACCAUCACCAUCACCAUCAUCAUCAAAUAAGAAGAUUCCAGUGUCAAUCAUAACAGGAUACCUUGGAUCUGGAAAAUCAACUUUGUUGGAUAGGAUCGGUAAAACCUCAAAUAAGAGAUUGGCUAUCAUCUUGAAUGAAUUUGGUGAUUCAUCUGUGAUUGAAAAAUCAGUGACGGUAAAAGAUUCUGAAAAAAAUGAAUCUAUAGAAGAAUGGUUGGAUCUUGGGAAUGGAUGUUUAUGUUGUACAGUCAAAGAUAAUGGAGUUAUGGCCAUUGAACAAUUAGUGGAGAAUUCAAAAGACAGAAUUGAUUAUAUAUUACUUGAAACCACUGGUGUGGCUGAUCCAUCCCCCAUAGCUAAAAUGUUUUGGUUAGAUGAAGGAUUAUCUUCAAAUAUAUAUAUUGAUAGUGUCAUCACCGUUGUUGAUGCUGAGAAUAUCAUUACAUGUUUGGAUGAUGUAGGUGGUCAUUGGCAUCGAGAACAUAAUCAUUUAAAAUCUCUUCAAGAUGCUAAAGAAGUAACCAUUGCUGAAAUUGAUGAUGAAAAUAAAAAGUUAAGUGAGGGUUUAACUACUGCUCAUAUACAAAUUGCUCUUGCUGAUACAGUUUUAAUUAAUAAAAUCGAUAAAUUAAAUGGAUCAACUGAGAAAUUAUCACAAAUAGAACAAAGAAUAAAAAGUAUAAAUCAAUCAGCUCCCAUUCAUACCACUAGUUUUGGAGAUAUAGAAUUAUCCAAAAUCUUAGAUCUCCAUGCAUUUGAUUUAAACUCAGAACGGUUAAGUGAAUCAAUCUAUCUUCAACAAGAAACUAGUUUCCAUGAUCAUAGAAUCACUACUAUAAGUCUUAAUUUCCCAUUCUUUGAACAUACGAAACAAUUUAAUCAAUUUGAAUCAUUCUUACAGUAUGUAUUAUGGGAAAGUAUAAUCAAUGAUAAAGAAGUUGAGAUUCAUAGAUUAAAAGGGUUAUUAAUCAAGAAACCAAAUCACGACAACGAUGAAGAUGUUGUGGUUAAAGUGGUACAAGCCGUCAGAGAUACUUAUGAUAUUGUGGAAGAUGGUAAAUUAUUAGAAGGAGUAACUGAGAAUAAGUUAGUUCUCAUUGGGAAAGAUCUCAAUUAUGAUGAUAUAAUGACUGAAUUGAAUAAAUUCGUAAAAUAUUAAACCAACAAAAUGUAUAAAGAAAUCAUGUAAUUAGUUAUAUAUAUAUAUAUAUAUAGAAAAGUGGCUGCUACCAUAUAUUAAAAUACAUAGAAAUAGUUAGCGCUUUAAACAUUUUUUGAGUG